Messenger RNA from Eimeria acervulina, 2067 nucleotides. Its product is annotated as peptidase family M3 domain containing protein, putative. Lineage: Eukaryota; Apicomplexa; Conoidasida; Eucoccidiorida; Eimeriidae. Gene Ontology annotation, biological process: proteolysis; peptide metabolic process. Gene Ontology annotation, cellular component: mitochondrion. The coding region runs from base 1 to 2067 and encodes 688 amino acids. The record is from RefSeq and is a predicted model, not a curated record. Gene Ontology annotation, molecular function: metalloendopeptidase activity. The transcript is spliced from 13 exons.
AUGCAUUUAAAAUGCAUUACUUUCUGCGCAUUAACCCCAGUCAAAACCGCAAAAUAUCUUAUUCCUGUAGGGGCCCCUGCUGCUGCGAGGCCCCCAAAGGGAUUGGGGUGUACAGACACCUUGAAUUGCCGGCAACGCAGAUACUCAUCUGCUGCUGCUGCUGCUGCUGAUGCUGCUAGUUGCGCUGCAAACAGCAGCAGCAGCAGCAGCAGGACCGAGGUGCACGCCCCCAGCAGCAGCAGCAGCAGCGACAACAACAACAACAACAGCAGCAGCAGCAGCAGCAGUGAUCCCGGUAUACUGCAGCUUCCGGGUGUACAUACACCUGAGCAGCUGCAGGCCUUGGCUAGGAAGUGCAUUGAAGACUGCAGUUUAUUAUUAGAGACAGAAGAAAAUAAAAAAACAAAAAACGGAGGCACAAAACGAAGUGUACAGACACUGGAUGCCGUCAGCAACGCGCUCUGCAAGGUGGCUGAUGCUGCGGAGCUCAUCAGGAAUGUGCAUCCCUGCUCGAAGUGGCGAGAGGCAGGAGCGCAGGUGGUUCAAGAAGUGCAGCACUUCAUGAGCGUAGCAAACUUCAGCGACUCUAUAUACCAACGGCUACGAGAAGAAGACAACGCUGAGGAUUCAAUUCGAGAUGAAGCGGACCAAUCUGGUGCAGCAGCAGCAGCAGCAGCAGCAGCAACAGCAACAGCAGCAGAGCUAACAAAGGAGGAGCAGGCGGCGCUGCGGUGUAUGCGAGAGGCAAUGGAGCAGCAAGGAGUUCAUCUAAGCUCAGAAGAAAAACAACGUUUGCUGCUGCUGCUUGAACAGGAGAGCAAUGUAGCAGCAGCAGCGGUGCUUGCGCAGCAGCAAAGCCCCCAAAUUGAAGUAUCUGUUGAGAGGCUCCUCGCUGCUGGGGUUCCCCCAGGCUUAAUAGCUCUCCGUACAGCUGAACUGCAGCAGCAGCAGCAGCAGCAGCAGCAGCAGCGGGGGCUGUUCUCGCUGUGGGGAAGAAGAAGAAGCAGAAAAAUAGAUUCUCUUGUUAUUUGUGCUGAUGAUGAAUUUACAAAAGCUGUUCUCAGGGAAGGCGUCUUGCGAACCCCGGAAGCCGUUUCUACAUUCUUAGAGCGAGUUGAAAUGGCUUUGGAGGGUUUGGGGUUUGGCUGCAGCUCUACUCCGCCACUGCGGCUGUCUUUAGAAUCGAUUUGGCGAAGGGCCGUCGAGAUGGUGGAGAGGCUGACGGGCUUCACUUUAGUUCCUGUUCAUCCUGCCCCUGGUGAGACUUGGCACUGGAGUGUCUUAAAGUAUGAGCUGCAUGCAGCUACAAAAAAGAAUAGAGGGGCCCCUCGCGGGGUUUUGUUUGUUGAUUUAUGGUGGAGACAAAAUAAGACAAGACUGCUGGCUCAGUUUACAAUUAGAGGUUCUAAGCAAAUGAAUUACCCUCUCCAGCAGGGUUGGGAGCUUGGGGGGCCCCUUACUCGCGCAUGCGUUGCUGAAGAGAAUGGAUGCCUCAGACAAAUUCCUUGCUGCGCUUUAAUCUCAAAUUUUGAACCACCGCGCCGGUUCCAUGCCUUGGAAACAGGGUGGGACAUUGAAGCUGCGCAUUCUCUGCUGAAAGAUUGUUUGCUAACAAAAGAAGACAGCGUUCAUCUUCUGCAUGAAUUGGGCACGCGGGGAGCCGUCGAUUUUGCUGAAUUUCCCUCGCAUUUAUUUGAAUGCUUCGCCCCCCAAAUAUUUAAACAAAAAAGUAAUUUUGCUGAGGCCCCCGAGCGAGGGUUUGUUGGGUUUCAUAUGGCUCACCAACUGCAGCUCGCGCUGCUCGACCGCGCGUUUUAUAGCUACAUUCCUCGUGAGGGUUUGCUUCUGCCUGGAGGGGAGAUGUGUAUGGAGACUGCAGCGGAGGAGUUGCAGCAUUUAUUGGGGUGUAUAGACAGCUGCUUUGAACAGAGAGACAUCUUAUCAAAGAAAUAUGAAAACAUCUGUUCAACACCCCUCUGGCAGCUAAUUGGAAGGCCCCCCUUUAGGGCAUUUGAGCACUUGGUGCACUACGGCGCAAACUACUUCUGCUACCUCUUCUGCAGGUAA